Messenger RNA from Drosophila erecta, 480 nucleotides. RefSeq lists its product as uncharacterized. Gene Ontology annotation, molecular function: odorant binding. The transcript has 2 exons. The record is from RefSeq and is a predicted model, not a curated record. NCBI's taxonomy places the organism in Eukaryota, Metazoa, Arthropoda, Insecta, Diptera, Drosophilidae. Bases 21 to 365 code for a protein of 114 amino acids.
AUUCAAAAUCAGUCUCCAAAAUGAAUAGGUUGUUUGUCGUGACUUUCUUGCUGACCAUCGGUCUACGAUCGGUUUUUUCUUAUGAUGAGGAUGUUGUAAAAAAGUGCGAGAGAAAGGUUGGAUGGACCCCAGAAAACGCCAGUAAGAAAAGCAAUUGCUACAAUCUCUGUGUACUUGAGGAGCACAAGGUGGUUGUUGAUGGAAUGGUCAGAAUACCCGAUAAUAUACCGCAGGCAAAAACUUGCGAAUCCUUGCAAACCGACAAAAAUGACAAAUGCAAGCUCGCAGCCGAUCUUAGAACGUGCCUAGCGGCAAACACAAAUGAUAUGAACAGAUGGAAGUUUUAUUAUCUUUAUUAUCAUUAAGAAAUGGUUUUCAAUAGAAAGCUCGUUUUCACUUCAAAACUUGUUUUCUAACAUUGUUACAACUUAUUCGUUUUGUUCGAACACUUAUAAAAUGCCCCUGUUUGUGGAAGCUUGA